CACGCGCACGAACGUUGGCAUUGGAUUACAGUUUACGGACUUCUUGCCACUUGGGAAUUAGCUGCCAUCGCCAACAUGCCGACCAAGCCUGCCCCCAUCAAGAAGGCAGCAAAACCACCUAAAAAGGUGGAGGAGAAGGCGCCCGAACCGGCUCCAGAGCCAGCCCCAGAGCCCGCCCCCGUCGAGGCCCCGCCAGCCGAGCCUGCCGAAGCCGCUCCUGCCCCAGCUGACGCCGAAGCCGCACCUGCCGAUGCUGCCGCGCCUGCGGAGGGCGAGGCCCCAGCUGCUGUUCCUCCAGCCGAGGGUGAAGAAGCUGCGCCGGCAGACGCUGAAGCUGCUGAGGCGGCAGAACCUGAAGAGCCGAAAGCACCCUCACCUCCACCACCUCCCCCAAAAGAACCCACAAGCGCCCCUCUGGAUCUGUUUGUGGAGGACAAGAACGACACCUCUGUUACUAUCAUCUGGAGCCAGCCAGAGGUCAUUGGGCUGUCCGGCCUGGAUGGAUACACCAUCGAGACCUGCAAGGAUGGAACUGAGGACUGGACGGCCAUCAACGAGGAACUGCAGAAGUCCUGCCGUUACGUCAUCAAGAACCAGACCACUGGCGACCGCCUGAAAAUCCGUGUGGUGGCCGUGAACGCUGGCGGACGCAGCCCGCCUGUCGCUCUCCCUGAGGCCGUGCUGGUGAAGGAAGUCGCUGAUCGUCCCAAGGUCCGCUUGCCUCGCUUCCUCAGACAGAGAUACGUUGCUUAUGUCGGAGACAAGAUCAACCUGACCAUCCCCUUCACAGGAAAACCCAAGCCUGUGGUCAGCUGGACCAAGAACGGACAGCCCCUAGAUACAAAGAGGGUGAACAUCCGCAGCACGGAGAGGGACAGCAUUCUCUUCAUCCGUGCGUCCGAGAGAGACGACUCUGGCGUGUACGAGAUGUGUGUCAAGGUGGACGACUUUGAGGACAAGGCCCCACUCACCCUUCAGAUUGUUGAGCUCCCAGGACCUCCCGCCAGCGUGAAGAUUGUGGACACAUGGGGUUUCAAUGUGGCCCUCGAGUGGACUGCACCCAAAGACAAUGGCAACACAGACAUCACAGGUUACACCAUCCAGAAGGCUGACAAGAAAACUGGAGACUGGUACACUGUGCUGGAGCACUACCACAGGCUCAAUGCCACCAUCUCGGACCUCAUCAUGGGCAACACAUACAAGUUCAGAGUGUUUUCCGAGAACAAGUGUGGUAUCAGCGAGGACGCCGCCGUCACCAAAGAAGAGGCAAAGAUCCUCAAGACAGGAAUCGACUACAAGGCUCCCGAGUACAAGGAGCACGACUUCACUGAGGCGCCCAAGUUCACCACAUCCCUGGCCAACCGAGCCACAACAGUGGGCUACAGCACCAAGUUGCUGUGCUCCGUCAGGGGACACCCCAAGCCUAAAAUCGAAUGGCUGAAGAACCAAAUGAUCAUUGGAGAAGACCCCAAAUUCAGGCAGAUUUGCGUCCAAGGUAUCUGCUCUCUGGAGAUCCGCAAGCCCGUUAGCUUUGAUGGCGGCGUGUAUACCUGCAGGGCCAAGAACCACCAUGGCGAGGUCACCGUCAGCUGCAAGCUGGAGGUCAAACAGCCGAUUAUUGCCGAGGCAGACAAGAAGUAGGUCGUCAUCCUCAUUCACACGGAGCAGAGGGAGCGAGGCCUUCGCGGCAUAAGGAAGGUUCUGGAUUCCUUGGAACAACAUGUACAUACUGGCUGCUGACCACAGAACCACAUCGUUGUUGAGUGUGACUUUGAGUCUGAGUGUUAGAGGAAGUCCAAAUCCAUGUCCACUAUCAGCUUUUUCCCCAAAUGGUCUUCAUAAAACCCAAGUAACAUUGAUGAACAUUCUGUAAAUUAACAUCUCCAGGAGAGGUCACAUGAUAGUGGUUAUUAAAUAAUUAAGGCUAAUAAAUAACGUAGGACAAAGGAAUAGUUGUUUUGCUCCCAAAGGACAGCAGUAAACAAGAGAAAACAGCGUGGUCAGAAGCUAAAAUAAAAAGGACAAGCUAAUGAAUGUGUAUGCUAGUAUAACCCGUCUGUGUUACAGAAAACAUCAUGUAUUAAAAUAAACAUUGUCUGAUUGA
Messenger RNA from Doryrhamphus excisus (bluestripe pipefish), 2104 nucleotides. It is a transcript of the gene mybphb, whose product is annotated as myosin binding protein Hb. NCBI's taxonomy places the organism in Eukaryota, Metazoa, Chordata, Actinopteri, Syngnathiformes, Syngnathidae. Gene Ontology annotation, molecular function: protein binding. The record is from RefSeq and is a predicted model, not a curated record.